Messenger RNA from Formica exsecta, 5965 nucleotides. It is a transcript of the gene exd, whose product is annotated as homeobox protein extradenticle. Gene Ontology annotation, molecular function: RNA polymerase II cis-regulatory region sequence-specific DNA binding; DNA-binding transcription factor activity, RNA polymerase II-specific. Gene Ontology annotation, biological process: neuron development; regulation of transcription by RNA polymerase II; embryonic organ development. The transcript has 9 exons. The coding region runs from base 1736 to 2968 and encodes 410 amino acids. The record is from RefSeq and is a predicted model, not a curated record. Lineage: Eukaryota; Metazoa; Arthropoda; Insecta; Hymenoptera; Formicidae. Gene Ontology annotation, cellular component: nucleus.
AUUUACGACUCGCACACAGACACAGACGCGCGAAUCCCUCUCGUCCGAACGACGCGUCUUCGCGAUCCGCGACGCGCGUCAUCGCGAUCCGCGAUUUUCUAUCCCGAUAAUCGUCUCGAUCAGAUACGGCUCGACGCCGAAACCGCGUUCGAUCGGCUCGAAAUAUUUGCGCGGCAAAAAAAAAAGAAACAAGAGGACGAUUGAGCGAGGGAGAGUGGGCGGAGUUGUGUGAAGUUUGCAUCGUUCGUCUGGAGGGCAAAACUCGCGCCACGUCGGGACACUACUCAUUCGCAUCUCCGAGAAGCAAGCGAGAUUGUCGUUCUCGAGGUGUGAGGUGAGAGAUGAAGUGUCCCUUGUACAAGAACGCGCGGAAAGGUUAGGUUAUGAGAUCGCGGUGACGAACGUCGAGGUCACGCCGUUGUAAAUAAGAAGGUGGAUGCGCACGCGGACAACGGAUGGGAGAGCGACGAAGAGGGUGAGACGCGGCGGCCGAUGCAUGGGACGCUCUGAUUGGCCGCGGCGGCUACUAUGGCCGCCGAUUGGCGCACGCACGCACAGUAUUGCCAAGGUACACAUACGCUCACGUAUGCCCGCGAGCGAGCCGCGUAGCAGUCGCUCGAGCGACCGAGAACAGUGAGAAGAGCGACGGAAACGGUCGGUUCGCGCGCGACGUCGUCGUCGUCGUCGUCGUUGUCGUCGUCAUCGUCACCGUCACCGUCACCGUCGUGUGAUUGCCUUGUAAAAGCGGAAAACUUCGUGUGCGACGUCCGUGACGCGGAUGACUCGGAAAACGACGCCGAUCUUCCUUGGCCGUAACGAAUAGAGUCACACACCGACGAGGAAGAAAGAUAAGAGAAAGAGAGGAGAUAUUAUAUAUAUACAUAUAUAUAUAUAUAUAUAUAUAUAUAGUGACGAGGAAGGAGUGCGGACCCGGGCGCGACACCGACCGUCUCGACACAACCGCGUAUACGUAAAACUCGACAAUCCGUCAAAGUUUAAAUCGCCGCCAAAGGCACCAUUUUCUCUUGACCCUAUAUUGUGUAUACCAGAUUUUAGAAACUGAAAUAAUUAGAGGUGUGCGCGCGAGAGAGUGCGGAACGGACGAAGAUAGAAGAUCGGAGGUUUGGAAGCGUGCGGCGCAAGAGGGAGAGACGUUAGAGAGAGAGAGAGAGAGAGAGAGAGAGCGUCAGAGUGAGAGAAAGGAACAAAACGGAGCGUGCGGAGUUAAAACUGCCGAACGAUACGCGCAGAAGGACAAAGACCACGGCGUCAGCAUAACCUCCAACACGUUCGCGUUUCGGGGAUCGCUGCGGGAAGCAGCAGUGCAUAAAGUCACGAGGUAUUUGUAACGACAGAGAUAAAGAGAGUAUAUUUUUGCAAGUGUGCAAGUCUCCGAAGCACAACGUUUCCGAAGAGAAAGAGAGGGUGAGCACGUGCAUCAUCGCAUCCGGCGCAUCGUCGUAUCGUUCGUCGCGCUCAUCCCUGUAUAAGUUUCUUAUUCGAAACGCGUCCCUUUGCAACACUGAUCGGGGCUUGGUAUACGAGUAUAACGCGUAAGUGUGGUACGUGCGUGCGUGGUGUGCUCCGUCGGUCGUUUUCGCGACGGAGCAAAUAUAAGUAAACACACUAUCAGACACACACAAAUACAAAACACAUACAUAAGAACGUGAGACACGCGAACACGGUGGUCGACGACUGAUCCACCACCGAGAGCUAAGGAAGCGGAGUCCGGUUGAUGGAUGAGACUGGCAAUAUGCUACAACACGGAGGUUCAGGUGUGGGUCUGAUGGGUGGAAACCAGGGCCAGGCGGCCCAGAACACGGCCGGUUAUGGCAGCAUGGGUCCGGUCGACGGCACCGCGACCCAAGGCCCCGAUCAGACGGUCGAGGCCAGGAAACAGGACAUCGGCGAGAUCCUGCAACAGAUCAUGAACAUCACCGAUCAGAGUUUGGACGAGGCGCAAGCGAGGAAACACACUCUCAACUGUCAUAGAAUGAAGCCUGCUUUGUUUUCCGUCCUCUGCGAGAUCAAGGAGAAGACCGUUUUGUCAUUGAGAAAUACGCAAGAAGAGGAACCACCAGAUCCGCAGCUGAUGCGGUUGGACAAUAUGUUGAUUGCCGAGGGGGUCGCUGGACCAGAGAAGGGUGGCGGUGCGGGAGCUGCCGCUUCGGCAUCCGCAGCAGCCGCGGCUGGACCACCUGGCCAACCAGACAACGCCAUCGAGCAUUCGGAUUAUAGAGCUAAACUCGCCCAGAUUAGGCAAAUUUAUCACCAGGAAUUAGAAAAAUACGAACAGGCUUGUAACGAAUUCACCACCCACGUAAUGAACCUGUUGAGGGAGCAGAGUCGCACUAGGCCGAUCACGCCGAAGGAAAUCGAAAGGAUGGUUCAAAUUAUUCACAAGAAGUUCUCCAGCAUUCAGAUGCAGCUCAAACAGUCCACCUGCGAAGCCGUAAUGAUUCUGAGGAGUCGAUUCUUGGACGCCAGACGUAAGAGAAGAAAUUUCAGUAAACAGGCGUCUGAAAUUCUAAACGAAUACUUCUACUCCCAUCUCAGUAAUCCCUACCCAAGCGAAGAGGCUAAGGAGGAGCUUGCACGAAAAUGUGGAAUUACCGUGAGCCAGGUGUCCAAUUGGUUCGGAAAUAAGAGGAUACGCUAUAAGAAAAACAUCGGUAAAGCGCAGGAGGAGGCAAACUUGUACGCAGCCAAGAAGGCAGCUGACUUGGAACCAAGAUGGAGGAAGUCUCAUCACUGUAAAUCAUUAGCAGCUUUUGCAGGAGCAUCGCCAUACAGCAUGGGCGGUGCCAGCCAGGGCACCCCGACGCCGAUGAUGUCGCCGGCGCCGCCCGGAGGACCGCAAGACAUGGCCGGAUACAGCAUGGGAAUAAACGGCAGUGAUUACGGCUCGCAGCCGUACAACGACGGCUCCAUGGGAUACGACCCGAUGCAUCAGGAGCUGUCGCCUUGAAAUCCUUAGGAGAAACGCAGGAAGAACGCAUACUGACAAAUUUAAAAAGAGAGAUUGAGAGAGAGAGAGAGAGAGAGUGAGUGAGAAAAGAGAGAGAGAGAAAGAAAAAAAAACAUAAAAAAAUACGAUAGAGACCGCAUUGUUAUCGCGAUAACGCUCGCGCAAUCCGAUCACCUCACUAUCUGUGAUCCGAGGCCCGCCUUUGAACGGCGGGUAAUACGAACUAAAAAUCGAUAUUAAGCUAUUAAGGUUACAUAACGCGCUCGUGUCUGGAGGCACUCGUGUUUUCGCCCCUCAAUCCUGCCAGGAUUUAUCCAUCCGACGCUAUUCAGAUACCGCUCGCUCCAUUCGCGUAUCUGUCUUUACGGAAGCGAGGGGCUCCUCGAAUAAAAAUUUGGGAACGAGAUAUAUCGAGCGCGUAAAAAUUCGAAAUUCUACAUCGUAUACUAUUCGUAUACAAUGCGUUUUUUUGUUUGUCUUAAUUUUUCGUUAAUUAUAUUAAUAUCGAGAACGUCAACCGCGAAGAGCGAAUCCUCCUCUCAUCUCAGAUUUUAUGAUAGCCGCAUGUUGCAAAUCUUGCCAGUAGCACUGAAUUUUCGUAUUUGUCAAUUUUUUACGGCACAAAGAGCUGCGUUUUUUAAAACCGACGCGUAAAAUGUUAUAAACUUACGGCCUGCGAGAGGAUCUUCUUCCACAUCAAUGUUCUCCGAUGCAAUUUUCUCCAAACAUGCGAUUCGUUUUGGCUUUGAAAAAUCCACCGACACGAAUGCUUCCAGCCAUCGACGACAGUGUUUUCCCCCCCUUAUCCCUCUGCGAUCCAUCAGGAGCAAAAAAAAAUAUAUAGCAGAAUGGUAUGAUAUACAUAAGAGACGCGUUGAGAGAAAAACAAGGUGCGAGAAUGAGCGAGAAAGAAAGAGAGACAGAAGCAAUGGUCCUGCGACACAACAUUAAUGUAUACGAUUUUUCAACACGAAAAUAUUAUAUAUUGUAGCUAUAUAUAUAUAUAUAUAUAGAAGUAUAUAUAAAAGAGGAUAGUAUAUAGGCAACCAUAAUGGCAUAAGUGCAUCAUUGUAAUGGCGAUGGCAAUUAGUGUAUAACGAAGAUUAUUAUUAUUAUUAUUAUUAUUAAUUUUUAGUUUAUUCUUAAUUAUUAUUAUUGCCAUUAUUAUUAUUAUUAUUAUCAUUGAUAUUAUGAUUAUUACUAUUAUUAGCGGUUCUCGCAUUGUGAUAAUCGCAUUGUAAUUGUACCAUUAUGACGAUGACAAGUAUCGCUGCUCUUAUUAAAGGGUUAUUAAAGUUUAUCAUGUCGAUUCGAGAGAGAGAGGAAGAAGAGAUGUACUUUUCUUUUUUUUCAAACGUUCAUACCUUAUCGAUCAAAGACCACGAUGAUUUUUUCACUUAUUGUUUAUUGAUUGUAAUAAUGAAUUGCAAACGAAUCGUUUAUUACCUAAUACGUAGGUAAACGAGAAAAAAGGAUAUCCCAUUCGCAUUGUAUAAACAAAGUCAAGACGAGAGUUAUGAGUAUCCUCCGAACAAUUAGGUGGUUAAACUCUGUUGUUAAAUAAUAUGUCGCGAGCGAAUCGCUCGGCUAAAGAUCGACUGCCGAAUGCAAUUUUCUCCACAUUUAUCUCGAUUUGCUAUUUGUACAAUCUAUUAUCAUGCCUACAAGUCUUAUAUCAAAAUAUUCAAUUCAAUUUUUCUUUUUGAUUAAUUCUGAGUGCAGCAUAUAAUUUUCGUAACAUAAUUCCGAAGAGAAUAUAUUUAUUCGAAUAUCUCUAUUUCUAUUUUGUAUUUUUUACGUAUAUAUAAAUAAAACGUAUAAAGCGACAAUAUAAAACUGUUGAUCGCGGAUCGUAAUCGAUGUCGGAUUAAUUCGCGAUUGCGUGAUUAUUGAUUGAUAACCGUCUAUAUAGCCGUAAGUAAAUGGAUUCUCAUGAUAAUUGUUUAAAAUUAUAAACUACGAUCUCUUGACGCGGCCACGCUAUCUUUAGCCGAAUCUUUCGCCGAUCGUGCGACCAGUACAAGUGCGUUCCGGCACAGCUAGUAUACGAGAAAAGCGCACCCGAGGUUCGCUGUGAGUGCGCCUCCGGGCGUCCCUUAUAGGCUCUACCUAACAUUUAAUAAAUGAAACGAGAACACAAAAGAAAAGGAAAAAAAUUUAAAAAAAAAGAAGAAAUACAGAUCGAUAAUACGGACGCGCGAUAUGCGAGAAAGAGAGUGAGUGAGUGUGUGUGUGUGUGAGAGAGAGAGAGAGAGAAAGAGAAAGAGAGAGAGCGAUGAGAAAGAAAUAACGUUCAACGUAUUUACGGAUAUAUACACACACGCGGUAUAAGAUAUUAUUAUAUAUUUAUAUCCUUCGCGCUCUUCUCCUCCCACGUCUCCCCCGGUCUCCUCCGUUUCUUCUCAUCCUCUCCGUCAUCCUUUUCUCCGAUUUCUGCACGCGAUAAGGGCGUAAGAAAAAAAGGGAAUGGCAAAACAUAUAGAGAUAAUAAAAAACGGCCGGUGGGGGUCGAGUCGUUUGCUCGACGCUGCACGCUGAUAAACACUGAUUGUUAAAAUGCAUUUACGUUUUCUUUUUCGCCUCUCGGAGUGUCUCGUCGGUGUCACGGCGUUAACUGUCGUCGCUUAUAAAAAGCCCUUCUCCUCUUUCCCCUCCCAUUAUCCCGUGUCAUCUCAUCCGCCUCCGUCUGUCCGACUCGACCAAUUUGUCCCGAUGAUUGUGCGCCGCAGAAACGAUAAUAUUUUUGGAUUGAUUUCUUCGUGUUGGUCAAGAAAACGAGCGCACACGCGCCUCUCUCUCUUUACGCCGGAGACGCGCGCGCGUUGUCUCGUCGCCGAUUCCGUAUACACACGUGUGAUGAUCUCAGAGUAUAACGUCCGUGUGUGCGGGAGACGAUCGUCGACGUUGUGGCCCGAAAGACGACAGUUGAGUAUACCAUAGAAAUCAUUGUAUCGAUUCGAAACAUUAUGAUAAACUUAAUAAAAGGAUCGAAAAUAA